Molecule: messenger RNA, 1999 nt
Organism: Parnassius mnemosyne (clouded apollo)
Lineage: Eukaryota; Metazoa; Arthropoda; Insecta; Lepidoptera; Papilionidae
Source: the annotation of a GenBank genome assembly
AAAACAAAAACAACACAGUAAACAGUAAACAUAUGAAUAUCAUGAAAAUAAACUGGCGUAGUUUCGAUAGAGUAUAAUUUGUAGUACUGAGAAAUUAUUGUCAAAUCUUUAGUUCAAAUCGUGAAUUAUGAUUGUUGCUCUGCAAACCUUGAUAUACUUUCGCCAGUCAUUGCUUAGUGUUUUGGAACGACUGAUUGGGCCUUACUAUAUACGUUUCAGUUUUUUACCAAAUAAAGACGAUGAUUUGGAUGAUGAAGACUCGGAAGAACAAGUAUUUGCCGAAUAUGAUGAUGAAAAAGGGGUGGUUUUCUUCCCACCGAUGUACGUACAACGUUAUGCCGCAGUCAAUGAUUGCCUAUUGGAUGAACGAUGGAGUGGAAAGUUAGAAAAGGUUGUCGACUUAGGCUAUCACGAUAUGAGUUUUAUAAAAUAUUUGAAGGAAGUGCCUGGAGUAGAACAUAUACUGGGUGUAGAUAUUGAAACUGUGCCAUUGCGAUGUUCAUCUGAUUUGCUUGCUAAUGGUGAAUUUGCGCCCAAACGAGAAACCCCAUUACAGAUUACAUUAUUUCAAGGCAAUGCAGCUGAUCCAGACUACAGACUAAUAGGUUGUGAUGCGGUUGUUGCAAUAGAGAUGAUUGAACACAUGAUGCCUCAUGACCUAGAUAGGCUAGUCCAUAAUAUUUUUGGUUUUAUCCAACCUUGGAUAGCUGUCAUCACAACUCCAAAUGCCGACUUCAAUGUACUAUUUAAAUCCAUGGAAAAAAAUGGGCUCAGAAGAUGGGAUCACUUAUUUGAAUGGACUAGGGAGCAAUUCAAUGACUGGUGCAGUAACAUUGUGACUCGGUAUCCAAACUAUACAGUGUCUUGUAAAGGCAUUGGACCGGGACCACCUGGGACCCUACAUCAUGGCUGUUGCAGUCAACUUGCCCUUUUCGUAUCUAAGAAUUAUUGCAAGCAACAAGAUUUAACUAUUGACAGCAUGGCAUUGGUGAAAGAUGUUCCAAUUACAAGCAACUUGAGUGAUAUGGAAGGAAGCUGGGAAUAUACAGAUCCUUUGGUAGAGAAAAAUAUGCUGUGUGCUCCAACCAAGUUAAACUGUUCAACGUUCCAAGUGAAAAGUUUCUCUAAAACAACGAAAAACUUAAUGGAAAAAAAUAAAACAGAUUCUUUAGUUCACACGAGAGAAGUUGUGGAUGAAAUUCGACAAUUAACUAAAAUGCUUAACUUUGAUAAAAACACUCUGGAUCAAAAGCAGUAUACGUGGAACAACAUAAACUGGGGUGAAAACGCACCAUACUGGAAUCAGUACUACAAGGUCGUGAGAGAUUAUAAUUAUCCCUUUGAAACUAAGUCCGAGGAGUGCCGAAUAUUGGAGCUUAUAUCUGAUGAAAUAAACCGACUAAUAGACUUGCAAUCCACUGAAGAAAAUUCGAUUAGCGGCGAAAAGUUAGAAAUACCCAUAGACUACCUCAUGAGAAUUGUUGAACAUAUUACAAAUGACGUCGAUAAAGUCAAAGAUCUACUUGAAUGGAACGGAUAUGAAGUAGUAGAUAACAUUGUUGUUUACUCGCGCCUAAUAGUCGAAAAUAUUUCAGUGGCAACACCAGACAACGAGUGGCAAGACAACGAUACGUUGUCCGAUGUAAACAAACAAUUUGAGUUUGUAGAUGCUCGUGAUGUCGCGUAGAUUAUUUGUCAACUUAAGUAGUUUAUACUUUUUUUAUUAAGUAUUUAGUUUUUUUUUGUUGUAUAAAUAUGUAGGUUUAAAGUUGAAUCCUCUAUCUUGUUAAGAAAUUGUUAUUUAAAAAUAUAUUAAACAAUUAAAAGACUGAAGAACUAGUGACAUGUUUAGUAUCAUUGUAAAGUUGUUUAAAUAUAUGGUGUAACGCUUUCAUUUUACGGGUUGUUGCUAAGUCUCCAUUUCGUUUAUUUUAAUUUUUUUAAAUAGUUAAUGUCAUUAAGGUUACUUUAUUCAUUAAUUAAAUAGUAUGAUGUUUUU